Molecule: messenger RNA, 3609 nt
Organism: Stomoxys calcitrans (stable fly)
Lineage: Eukaryota; Metazoa; Arthropoda; Insecta; Diptera; Muscidae
Gene: Sas-4
Product: interaptin
Exons: 2
Coding region: 130-3321 (1063 amino acids)
Biological process (GO): cilium assembly; centriole elongation
Cellular component (GO): centrosome; centriole; nucleus
Molecular function (GO): tubulin binding
Source: RefSeq, a predicted model, not a curated record
CAGCGCUAAAUUUUAAAAACGACAUUUAAGUGCUAUUAUUUUAUUUCCAACAUUUGUAAUGUGAAAAUUUGCAGCAAACUGCAAAAAAGGUUGUUAUUUUAAAAGAAAAUAAAAAUUUAAUGUUGAAAUAUGUUAAAAACUGGGGAUAACAAUAAAAACUCGGCUUCAACAAUUCCCAUGGCGUCUUUGUUCCCGGGAGGAUUUGAUGCCAAUGUUAAAAAAUCGGAUAUAGUCAAGCGUUUGGAAGAACUAAACAAAUGGAAGGAGGAACAGGAGAAGUUAUUGUCUCUGCGGCAGGACUUGCAGAGGCAAAUGUUGGGUAUGGAACAAAAGACUAUGUAUCAAAUGUUGGGCCUGAGCAGUGGUGAGAAUGUAUUAAAUGAAAUUGAAGAAGCAGAAGGGAAUGCUGCCGAAGCUCUUAAUGCAGAGGAAUUUCAAGAAUAUGAAGAAAGCAUUUUGGAGUUUAAAAAUGCUGAGGAAGAAGAAGUGGAGGAGGAUGAUGGAGUGACUCAUCCCAGUGCAGCAGAACCUUCUUCCUAUCGAACCUUAACAUCGGGCUACGCCACUGAGGAGUGUAUGGAAGCACCCAGCUCAAAACCUAAGAGACCUUUCUUGAAAAGGGGUCAAGGUUUAAAGCAAAGAUUUAAAAUCGACCCAGAAGAAUUAAGAAUAACCAAUUUACCCCGCUACAAAUAUGCAAAUGCUCAUCCUAAGCUGAAAUUGAAACCUCGCAAACUUCCCAACCACCUUGUAAAGAAAAACUCGAUACCGGGCACAGUCAAAGCACCAUCGCCCAAAGAUGUGGGUUUGGAUGUACAUGAAAAGAGAUUUCAACAAUUGUUAAUAUCUUCCAAAAAUGUUUGCAACUCUACACCAGAAAACAAAUCUUCAUUGUUAUCCAGUAAAAACUUAUCUGGAGCCUCGUCAAAUGCCUCAACCUCCCUACCCAGGGUUAGGUUCGUUGAGACUUCAUUGAAAGUAUUGAAGCAGCACAGUCAAGAAUAUACACCAUCAGAAGGUUCCAGUAUAACACGACCAACUACGGUUGCCUGGUCUAAGAUAUUAGAUUCACAGCAAAUUAAACCUUUGCCUGUAGUCCGCAAGAAUGUCUCACCCAAUUUGCCACAAAGUGAACAGGACAUUUUUGAGUUACUGGAGGAAAAGGCCAAUAACGGUAGUUUCGAUAUGAACUCGACUUGUAUGAAACAAUUUUUGCAACGGCGCUUAAAUGAACAUUUCAACGAGACGGAUAUCAUACCCAUAAGUGAAGGUUUAAAGCAAAAGCGUUUACAGCCUUUGGUUGAAGCUGUUGACCAUGAGCAGUCCUCAGCCUCCCUGGAGGAAGCCGAAGAAAAUGACACCUCUAUAGCCCCGGGUAACUCGGAAUGUGGGGACGAUGAUACCACUCACAGAACUUUAGAAACCACUAAUAAUUCCACAACUUACUAUCCGCCACGUUCCAAUGAAAAUCGUGUAAGAUUUUCCGAUUCACAUGAUACUAGAGAAUAUGGCCAUGAGGAAACCGCAUGUACAGAUUCUUCACAACUAACUGCCGCCGAUGGUACAGGUAAUUCAGAAUUAUUUGAACAAUUCAAGCAAGCUCUGUUUGCUGCUUUGCAAAGCAAAGCUGAUCAACAUAAUGAAACUAUGAAGUCGGCCAGUGAAACAACACUUACACCUCAGGACUAUUUUGUAGGACAAGAAGAUGUCGAAACAGAAAAGGCCUCAGCGGAAUUGCAGGAGAAAACGAAUAUGAUUAAAGAACGUUUGUUGGAGUUGGAAAAAGAGAUAGCUACCUUUAAGCAGAACAAUAUUCAGUUGUUGAAAGCUAAACAGGAAUAUGAAUUGGAAAAAUCAUUGCAUGCCCAAGAGCAACUUGAAGCUGCCGAACGCCUAAAGGAUGAACGCAUACAAAUGGAAAUAUAUCUUCAUGAUGAACGCAUGAAACUGGAGGAGGAAAAACGAAAAUUUGAGCAACAAAUCAAAAUGAAAUCCCAGUCUUUGGCUUCAAAGGAACGCAAAGAAAUGGAAAAGCUAAGAGAACAGGUGGCCCAGUUGGAGACCCAACUCAAGAAUAAGGAAUGUAAUCAUGCUGCAGCUCAGGCGCGCUGGCGAACACAAAUUCGCACCAUGGAACGUGAGGAGAAACGGCUGCACGAACAAAUCGAAAUACUGACUAAGGAAAAUAAGCGCUUGGAAAACGAAAUGCUCAAAGUGAGCAGGGAGAAUAACAAUAAGCUGUUGCAGGAGAUCAAUAGGAAUAUUGCAAAAUUGGCACCGAAACAGACCCAACACGAUGCUGUGGCGUUUCCCGAGGAUUCACAGCCACCUGUACUUGGCUCAUCAAGAAGCCUGUCUAAAACUAUUGUUGCCACCGCAGCUACUAACAAGAAUUCCAAAUCACCUUCCAAAGGCCACACCAUAACUGCACAUAAAAGAAUAGCCAGAAAGUCCACAAAACCUACAAAUAAUCAGUUGUCAAAACAAAGCCACCCUUUGCCCGAAACACCAUCGUCAGGGGAAUCCGAUACAAGUUGUAAUGAGAAUAACAAAUGCAGUCGUCAAAGCAACAAAAAACAACAGCCCCAAAAACACUUUGUAGAAUUUGAUGAGGACGAAGAAGAUAUUUUAGAGGAAUUAAAAACUUGCCUGGUAAAGAAUAAGUCGCAAGCAGUCACAAAAGAAGAAAGUCUGUCUGCCAAACACCAAGAAGAAUCACCUAGAAUGGAUAAAGCUCCACCCUCCUCACCCACCAAUAUGAAACGUGAAAUAGUCAAUGCUGAUGGCAGCAAGGAUAUAUGGUAUCCCAAUGGAAAUCUUAAGAAAAUAUCUGCUGAUGGCAUGCUCAUUCGUAUGCUGUACUAUAACAAAGACAUCAAGGAAACCAAUAUCAAUGAGGGAACUGUGAAGUAUUACUAUGCCGAAACAAAUACAUGGCAUACCACCUAUUUGGAUGGUUUGGAAAUUCUGGAGUUUCCCAAUGGCCAGAUAGAACAUCGUCAUAAAAACGGUUUGGUUGAAGUUCACUAUCCCAAUAAUUCUGUAAAAAUUAUGGAUCCUCGCGAUGAAAAGAAAUUGGAGGAAUGGCGUUUUGCCGAUGGCACACAUCUGGUGCAAAUGCGUAAUGGUGAUAAAAUUCUAUCAUUGCCCAAUGGCCAAAAGGAGAUACAUACAAAGUUACAAAAACGCCGUGAAUAUCCAGAUGGUACGGUGAAAAUUGUUUAUCCCGAUGGCAGCACAGAGACACGUUAUUCCAAUGGAAGGGUGAGACUUAAAGAUAAGGAUGGCAAUUUGGUAAUGGAUACCGAAGAGGCAAAGUAGUUGCUUGAUCUCCUGCAAGCAUUUAAAGGACUGUUUUAUGUAAUUUCGUUUUAAUUCUAUGCCAUCUGUGUUGUACACGUUAUGGACAAUUUAUGUUUUUUCUGUCUUUUUUAUAUGACAUGUUGCUUCUAAAAGAACACGUAAUCGGUAGACUGUUAUUGUAAAAAAAAUUUUUAAUAAUAAUCUUUAUACAAACUUUAAAAACAAAAUCGUUGUCUUGGAUGAAAAAACUUUUUAUGUACAUAGUAUAAACUGCAAGGAAAUAUACAUAGUUCAACUACAGCUUAA